AUGAGGAAUGCUGCUGUGGCAGCCAUGCUGUUGGCGAUCAUGGCUACCGUGGCGGCGACAGAUCCUAGGGUGACGGCGUCUUCUGCCGUGGAGCUGGUGGCGCCGGCCAACGGCAGUCACACGGCCUUUCCAUUCAUCCACUUUGAAUGGGUGUGCGCCGGAGCCAACAUGUACGCGGACUAUGAUGUGAUUGUGGUGGAUGCUGCCAGUCACGCCGUCGUGGCUCAGGAUCGCAUCAACGGCCGGGCCUGCCGCUUCUACCCCAGCGAUCCGCUGCCAGAGGGAUCAUAUGUGUGGCAAGUGACAGCAUCAAGCAUCUCAGCCGCCUCGGGCUGGAGUCAUGUGACAGUCACUGCAGUGGACCACGAGUUGACAAUCGACGUUAAUGCCACAUUUACAGAUGUGGUGGCUGCGUUGCGAGAUGCAGCAGCACUGUCGGGAAGCAAGCGCGUGACCUUUGCGCCUCGCGCCGAUCGAACCUACCGACUCAACCCCAUGGGUGCGUCAUGGGAUGACUAUCAGGCGCUGCUCAAUGUCACUCAGGCACAAGACCUGCUCGUAGAUGGCGGGGGACAACUCCUCAACUUUUCGUGGCCUGUCACCUUUGCCUACGUGACGUUGAGCAGUCGCGUGGCCCUCCUCAACAUGCAGCUGGACAUAUCACCUCUGCCCUACACGGCAUUUGCAAUCCUGGAUGUGGUUCCAGUGUCGGUGACCACGGGUCGCGUGACGGUGGCAUUAUUGCCCGGCCACCCGACCGUGGAGAGCAACCCAGCUUUUACGACGAGUGGUAUCUUUGGUGUUCAGGAGCCCGAUCUGGCCCGCGAUCGGCGAGGGCUCACCGAAGUCUUCAACUAUGCCAAUCUGACACGUGUUGCUUGCUCAGCAGCGGCCAAGGCGGAGGAGACAAGGCGAUUACUGGCAAGCAACAUUUGCUACACCGUUCUUGUCGAUGCUGGCUGGACAACUCUGUCCAAGGCUGAUGUCAUAUACCUGGACCCGCGUCAGGCGCCUGGCUUUGUGUUUAUGGGCACGACGCAGCCUAUCCUGUACAACACCAGCAUUUACGCUUGCUCGAACGAAUGCAUCACCAGUCAAAACUCUGACUACCUGGCCAUUCUCCGGGCCAACAUGCAGCUGCUCCCUGGCCGAUGCACUCUUCUCACCAUUCACGUGGCUUGGACCGUGUGCAUUGCUUGUUUUCUGCACCUCUUCCCUCGGGGGGGGGGGGGGGGCAAUCAUCAUUCGAUGCGCAUUGGGCCAUGGAUUAGUGACGGGCUUUUUGAGAGUCCCGGCGAUGACACGUGUCACGUCUCGGGUUUGGUCAUGAGCGUGGAUCGGGUGAUCAAUGAGACCACCGUGGCCUUGCGCCCAUCCGUUCCGGAUGUCUUUGCAGCUCAAGUGGAGCUUGGAAACCUGUGGCUUCAGGUCGGGGAUGAACUGAGCUUUUACGACCACAUGACAGGCCGAAUUCUGCUUCGAGCCCACAUCCAUGCGUUGGGUACCGGGGGCCUGGUUGACGGCAUGCCAACGACGCUCGCCCACCUCGAUCAGCCGGUACCAACUGGUGCGGUGCCCGGCAUCAUUGGUGGAAACUUUAAUGCAACCGUGACGCAAGUGUUUGAUACGUCCCGGACAGCGGAGCGACUGGUGUUUCGACGCAACGUGCUGCACAACGGGCGCCGGGUGGGCUUGCUGGCCAAAGGUCGACAGGCGUUGGUGGAACACAACACGGCGGUUGGACUGGGCGGUGGGCUGGUGGAGCUUUUCAACGCGCCGUACGAGGGCCUGUGUGCCCAUAGCUACCUUGUACGGAAUAACACGUGCUUGUAUACCAAUCAACUGGACCGUGUGGCAGCGCCAAUUUGGGUCGAGCGUCUGCCAAACAAUGCACAACUGGAUCAGUUUUGCCACGACAAUUUAACAGUCGAGAACAACACUUUUGUUGUGGGACCGGGUCCCAUCUUCCUGCUGGAUGCCAUCGCCAACGUGACGCUGCGCGACAACCACCUGGUGCGCUGCACGACUGAUCACAGCGCCUACCUGCAAACAGGCCACGAUCGCAGUGUGCAAGAGACUGGCACCACCGUCUCUCUGACCAACGACCCAGCCCUCUGCGUCAAGUGA
Molecule: messenger RNA, 2127 nt
Organism: Monosiga brevicollis MX1
Lineage: Eukaryota; Choanoflagellata; Craspedida; Salpingoecidae
Exons: 3
Coding region: 1-2127 (708 amino acids)
Source: RefSeq, a predicted model, not a curated record